AUUUAUUCGGCAAAUAUAAAAUGGCAAUUUUAAACAUUCUUCAACCAUAGGGCGAAAAAUCGACCGUUGCAAAUCGUAGUCGUGGGAAAGCAAUUUCUCCCGUUCAUUCAACGGUCACUUUACUCAUCGUCCAACGCUGUCUCUCGUUCUCUUGUUUCCUGUUCUGUGGGUCGUAAAUGGGAAAAACCGAUAGAUCUAAAGCUUCGAUUGAACGGCAAAAUUGGGGCAAAAUCUUCAAUGGCCUCACGCAAAUGCUACGGACGCAACAAAAUCAGCUCGAAACACUCGUCACUGAGCGAAAACUUCUCGAAGACCGCGUUAAAAUGCAGCACGAACGAUGGGUCGCUGAUAUUCGUCUUUACGAGGACCAUAUCUCUCAGUUGAGGGAUGAGUUGUUAUUACUAGAUAUGGAACGCUCACUUCAAGCCUCGAAAUCAGAUCUGCUCUCUGGAAUGAAGCAGACGGAGCUCUAUGUCUGCCGAUUGAAAAUAGAACAAUCAGAAGCUGAGUUUGAGGAUUUCAAAUCUGUCUUUGACGAUUUCAUCGCUCAUAAGAACUCCAAUCUACAAGAAUCAUUUUUAAGAAGUGCAUCAGAACCAGCUGAGGCAAAUGGUGGAAGGGAAGGUGUUGUGUCCACAUUUGGAAAUACAGAUGAAGUGAGACGUUCUAAGGCAUUGGAAAAAGAAGUAAGGAGGUUGAGGAGUGAGUACGAAAAGCUCGCCUCAGAAAAGAGUUCGGAAGUGUCUGCGCUGGUGACCGAGAAAAAGUUUGUAUGGCAUCAAUAUAAUGUUAUAGAAGCUGAUUACUCUAGUAAAUUGAAGAAUAAGCAGUCAGAGCUUGAACAUGCACGUCUAAAGGUAGAGGAACUUCUAGCCACAUUGGAACAAUUACAAAACUCAAACGAUGAGAAGGAUGAUGUUAUUGCAACUUUACAAAACCAAGUCGGGAAGAUGGAAACUGACUCAUGUAAAUUAAAAGACGAAAUUUCGAGACUCUCAAACGACUUAGAAGUGCAAAGGAAGUCUGUGAAUCCAACUGCCACACCUGUUUUGAAACCAUGCAAGGCUACUAGGUCAUCUGGUUUGGGAGUCAAAAAUGUCUCGAAGAGCCGAAGUAAUGUCACUGUCAACAAAGAUGUAUCUUCUGCACAACCUUCUCAUUCGGGAAACCAAAAGAAGAGAGGCGCUGAUGAUAUUUCAGAUCCAGGGACUCCUAGGUUGUUUACCUCUAGUUUCAAGGUCCCUAAACUGAAGAACGAAAUCAAUUUGUAGAUUUGCUAAGCGUGUGUAUGAUAUCAAAUUAUCAAUUACCAUUGGCUUUUGAUUAUAUUUUGUUUACUUGUAGCUGUGUGAUCAAUAGUAAUGUAUUAUUGCUGUUGCUGAAAAAUAAAAUAGUUGCCGGUCAUUAUUUAUCUAA
Molecule: messenger RNA, 1416 nt
Organism: Cucumis melo (muskmelon)
Lineage: Eukaryota; Viridiplantae; Streptophyta; Magnoliopsida; Cucurbitales; Cucurbitaceae
Exons: 5
Coding region: 177-1271 (364 amino acids)
Source: RefSeq, a predicted model, not a curated record